Xyrichtys novacula (pearly razorfish) is the source of this 11148-nucleotide messenger RNA. NCBI's taxonomy places the organism in Eukaryota, Metazoa, Chordata, Actinopteri, Labriformes, Labridae. The record is from the annotation of a GenBank genome assembly.
GUGCUUUCCCAUAAUUCAUUUCGGAAAUAAGGGUAGUUAUUGGGAGCUAUCGUAGCGCACCGGUGAUUACUUUAACGUUAAUCUUUAACCCCCCGAUUUCUGCUUACAGUGUUUCGUAAGCUUUUAUGCGGACGCCCCGCACUUUGAUUAGACUGUGUGUUUUAUUUGAGCCUCGUCUGCUGGUGAGUUUGUCUGUAAAUGACCGCUGAGCUAAUGUAAACUAGCAGGGCCACAGAGUGUGUGUUAGCUAACCUGAGCUAAUUACGCUAGUUAACGGUUAAUGAAAAGGAGGGCAGAUAUCCCACCUGUUCACGUGACACAGUGUUUUAACUAUAUCUAAUGUAUGUGCCAGUUUAUACUGAUAUUUAUAAAGACAUUUCUUCUCCUUCAGCUGACAGUCCUCUCUCUCUUCUUUUAGGAUUCCCUGUUAAACUCAGGAUGUCUUACCCUCCUCCGAUAAACCGACAGCAGAUCGGCAUCCCCCAGCUGCCCCCCAGGAUCCCCCCUCCUCAGUAUGGAGGGUUUGCCCCGACUGUCCCUCCAGGUACUGUCAGUGCUGGAGGACAGCAUUCUCAGGAUCACUGUCUGCUGUCUGUGGGCUGUGUUCAGGCCGUUAGGGUCAUAGAUUUCAGACCAAAGUUGAUCAAAAAUCAGAUAUAUCUGAAAGUCACUAAAUAUUAAAGUCACUGCAGUCAAAGGAGAAUCAAAAUAGAGCUUAGUAGAAAAAUAGAGAAGUUCACAGCUUCUUUCUUGAGUAAAAGUGUACACACUCCUGGUUAAAUAUGACUGUGACUAGAAUAUUACUAUGGAUGGAUUACGUGGAUACAGUGUAAUAAGAACAUCGUUAACAGAAAAGACAGAUUGUUAGAGCUAUUUGUGCACUACUGAUAAUUUGGCAGAUAGAUAGAUAGAUAACAAAGAACAAAGAAAAUAAGUGCUACCCCCGACAGAAAUGACGAUGAAGGCUCAACAGAUGACCACAUCGUCCACAACACUGACACGAAAACAUCGGUGGUGUGGAGGUAUUUUGGUUUUUGAGGUCGGACAUGAAGCAGAGUAAUGUGAACUGUAAAUUAUGUCGAGUACACGUUCUCACAAAGUCGGGGAAUACCUCAAAUCUUUUUCACCACCUGAAGCAGUGCCACUCCGAGCACAUGCAAAAAAAAAAAGGUUACAAACCCAGAAUGAAGCGAGGAGCCGAAACAGACGACCAUUCAGUCCGCUUUCUCUAGAGCAACGCCUUACGACAAAAGGUCGCAGAGACACAAAGAGCUCACAGAUGCAGGAGAUUAUUGUGUUGCAAAAGACGUGCGACCAAUAAACACUGUUAAAUUUCAUUUUUUAUAUCGUGAUAUACAUCGAUAUCGACUGAUAUGAAAAAAAAUAUUAUCAUGAUAAACUCUUUCCCAUAUCGCCCAGCCCUGUUCUUAGUUGUACAGACCUUUGACAUAUUAAAACAGGAAGGCAGGUGCAGUCAUCGGCCACCUUCGUCGUUUACCUCUCACAUGAAGAUAAAAUAAAAUUGUGUGUGUUCAAUGUUUGUGUGUGUUCAAUUCUUUCCACAUUGUUUGAUCAGUGUGUUUUGUUUGUGUUUCCAGGUACUCCCAUGAUCCCGGUUCAUAUGGGUGUAGUGACCCCCACACCCACAGUGAGUUAGAGACAGGAGUUCCUUCUGCAUGCUGUUUGAAGCAUCAGCUGUUCUGCAUGAGCUCAUAUACCAUCCUUAUGUAUUCUCAGUUAUACUCACACACAUUGGGAAAGUCUUUUCUUUGACUCAGACAGUUACACUUUCCUCUCCCUCUUGACAUGUUUCAGAUUCUCCUAAGAUAAACAUUUAUUCCUUUUUCAUUCAUUCAUUUCUGCUUUGGACAGCAGUGACUGAUGAGAAUCUAAACACGUGAGUUGAUGUUGCAGGUCCUCGUCCCAACUGCUGUCGCUGUAGCACAGAAGCCAAUGAUUCCAAAGGAGCCCGGCAGCCUCAGAGUCAAAGACACAGACGACGGCAGCGGUCCGACCACGACUGUGUUUGUAGGAAACAUCUCUGAGAAGGCCUCUGACAUGUUGGUCAGGCAGCUUUUAGCGGUGAGUCGGCACACUGUAGUAGAGUCGUUUGUUGUUAGUCAGAUAUUAAUCAGGUGAAAUUCAGGCUAUAAAUAGGAAACCAAAGUGGAACAGGACAAUGAUUGGCAACCACAGUGAAUUACAGACAGACAGAGCACAUUUUAUCAGGUAAGUUUUACUGAAGAACAUCUUCAUUUCACUGACAUGAUCAAAACAAACCGAUGGCACAGUGUAGGGAAGACUGAGUCCCAUCGUGACAUAAAGAAAGGAAGUUACAGAGGGGUAAAUAUCACGCCUUAAACUGACAAUAUGAAAAGGGAUAAAGACACUUAAAGACUGCUGUACCCUCUUUUAAUGCUGUGAAAUAUAAAACCUCCUCUUUCCUGUUCUCCUUGAACUAGAAAUGUGGAAUCGUCCUGAGCUGGAAAAGGGUCCAAGGUGCCUCUGGGAAACUUCAAGGUAGAAACAAAAAACAUUCACAUAUUAAAACUGAAACCAAAACACCAGAUACCAACAUAAGAAGUUCCUGUUACUCUAUAAAAAGCAGUAACUUCACUGUUUGUGCAAUCCGACUUUUUGCUUGGAUCAAAACUCAGGACAGGUUUUUCAAAUUUCCAGCGCUUACAUGACUGUCCCUCUCCUCUCUCAUCCCGGCAGCUUUUGGUUUCUGUGAGUAUAAAGAGCCUGAGUCCACACUGCGAGCCCUCAGACUUUUGCACGAGUUGCUCUUAGGUGAUAAAAAGCUGCUGGUCAAGGUGGACGCCAAGACCAAGGCCCAGCUGGACGAGUGGAAGGCCAAGAAGAGGAGUGCGAACGGGGUAUGCUGUUUCUCCGAGGAGUAAAGGUUUACUCAGACAUGUCUGUUUGCGAUAAUCAGGUUUUUAAAGCCUGUUUCUUUCCCUUAAAACUCAGGGAACCAGUGACGGGUCAAAGAAUGAGGAGGAAGGUGAGGAGGAGGAGGUUCUGGACGAAGAAACCCUGCGGAGGGACCAGGUAGUGAAGGGGGCAAUAGAAGUCCUCAUCCGAGAGUAUGCAAGUGAGCUGAACGCUCCCUCGCAGGACCCCGACAGUCAACCCCGAAACAAAAAGAGGAAAGAGAAGAAAGAGGAGGUAGAGUUUUCUCAAAUGUGAAGGAUCUUUGAUGUGUAGCUGUUACUGCUGUGUGUACUUAGUGUGUGUUUGUGUGUUUUCUCUGUGCUUUGCGUAAGGAGGAUAUCAAUGCCAUGGAGAUGGAGGACGACAAGAGAGACCUGAUUUCCAGAGAGAUCAGUAAAUUCCGUGAUACGCACAAGGUAACACAUCAAACUGCUGCUUUUUCUCUGUACAUGUAGGUUUUGGAGAAAAUCCUCGAAAUGAGGUAUUCGAUAUUAUUUAAGAGUAAAUGUAUCUUAACUUAAAUCCUCCAAAAGACUGUCAUGUUGAAACUGAAUUGAGUUUUUAGUUUUGCACAUGCUGAAGUGCAUGGACAGGAUGUGAAAUUCCACCUUAAGCUAAUCUAUUGAUCAAACUUCACCAAUGUGGUAGAGUUCAUUUGGUGACUAGAGCAAGAUGAAUCUCACAAUCUCAGCUUUGGAAAAAGUUGCGAGGAUAGGAUGUAAGUAUGAUCCUUUAUUUCCUCUUGACUCAUGUUGGGCGCUCCCUUCUGGAGGUUUUGCAGAGGGGCAGCUGGCUCUCAGUCCACUGCUGUUAUUAUCCCUGAAAUCAAAGAGCUGCUGCAGCUCCAGUGAAAGAACCGAUCAGUUCAGUGUGAAUGUAAAGAAGCGUGCUGUGAUGAAGUGGAGAAGCUCAGUGAACCUCUGCAUGUCCUCACAUGUGAAAUGUCGUGUUUAAAGAACACACACAGUCUGAAUGAGCUUAACCACUGCAGCCUGUAGUGAAGGAGGGAGCGCCCCUCCACAGCACUCUGUGGUCUGAAGACUUUGAAGGUAAGUGUCUCUGUUUCUUCUCUUCUCUUUAUCUUUGACUUAUCUAUUUUAUUCUCCUCUCUGUUCUGUGUUUACUGUCCUCUCCCCUUUUAAUGAAUCGACAAGAAAACAAACGAAAUACGUCUCAGGGUGGGAAGAGUACGAGAAUAUUCUCCUCGAGUAAAGGGAAACUCAUCCUGACUGAUGUCUUUACUCCCUAAAUUCACACCCUAAGAUGUGUGCACCUGCACUGUUACACAUACACACUUUUACACUCAUUUUUAAAAGGCAUUUUAACUCAAAUCUCAUCCUGCUCUGUUUGCAAAAUAUGCAGAAAUCGGCUCUUUGUGUAGGACGCUGUAAAAAACUUUGACACUCACCACCAGCAGCAGCAGUUUAGGUACAAACAAAAGUUUCAUAUAUAAGAAUCGUCAGGCUGCUGUAGCUCAUAAAGAGGCUCCAGUAAAGAUUUAAGUCUGUUUUAUAAACCAAACAGUUAACCCAGAUGAUUAAAGCUCCCCUCAGUGUCUGAUAUUUUAAAAACACUCGUUUAAAUAAAGUCACAUAAAGUUUACAACUCUUAUUCUUCAUCCUUUUUCCUUCUGUUUUUUUAAAAUUUCAGUCAGACCCACAUUUCGAACAGCUUUGACACUUUUGUUAAAUAUUUUAAGAAUAGUUUGAAAUCUGGGUCUGACUCUGUUAAGAUUUGUUAAUCUCAUUUCUCGGGUUGGAGAGACCAAAGAGACGCUGAGAGGCGACCUUCAGGUAAGACUGUUUCACUCAUUUCCUUGUGAAUUCAUGAAAAACGAUCUGAUUUGUUGUGGACAUGAAUUGUUGUGUUUUGUUGGAUGUGGAUGUUGCUGGAUAACUUGUUUCACAGGUUGUCGAUGCUCCUGGAGGUUUUUCCCGAUGAUUUUUGACUUUGCUCUUGACCUGCUUUUCCUCCCACAUGUAGCCUGUAGGAUGAGUAGUGGCAGAGAGGAGCUCGUUCAGUCCAUCACCUGUAAGUUCUCUGACGGCUCUAAAUCAUCUUUGGAAAAGGCUGUGGUGUUUUUAUCAACAACUCAGGAGGCGGAUCAGUCCUUCCUUUAAUAUUCUGAAUAUUUUCACUGCUCUGAUUGUUUUUGUCUUGUGCACAUUUACUCCCCUGUCGUAUAUUUCCCCCUCAGCCCAUACCUUUGAGGUAUUUAAUGGUGUACUCGCAGUUGUAAGUCUCCACACUGCUGCACACAGAGCUCCUACACUCCUGCAGGGGAGCACUUGCUUUGCAGUCUGGCUGUGCUGCCCCCUGCGUAUCAGAUGACCAUGCAGAAAACACAUGGGAGCCGAUUAUGUAAUUCACUUAGUUGGGCCGUUUGCCAUGUUAAGCUCAGGCUUGUUUUAAUCCACUUGGCACCCACAGGAAAGACCAAACCAGGGUGUUAUAUAGUGGUGAUCCUAAGUGUAUAGUUAGAACUUAAUGACCUCGGUGAACCCAAGGUGCAAAGCUGAUUUACCUAAAGUGCUUUAUAUCAGUGUUCACAGCACGAGGAGUUAAAUCAAACCACGAAACGUUAAGAAAUAUCAUCUAUCCGUUCAAACUAAUGGGCUUUAUUUACACUGAAUUUGGCUGCUGCAGGAUGAAGAAGACUUAAAGUGUGUAAAAAAAACAAUCAGAGUUAAUGUUUCUUGAAGAACACAGAACCAGACUGAUGUUUUGGUCCUCUGACAGAGUAAUUGGGUCGUUAUGGACCAGAAUUCAUCGACUGACUGAGGAUGUUUAUUUUAUUGCUUGUCAUUUUUUCCUCUCGCUGCAUCAGCUGCUACUCCCCAGAAAUAAACAUGAACAGAGCGAUCAAACAAAACUACCAAAACAUAGUGAUUAAUCACAACAAAUUGAUGCUUUAUUUCCAAGAUAAAUCAAACAAAUUAGACAAAUGCUGAUCUAUGAAUAAGGGUGGAAAAACAGUCAGAUAUUUGUUAAAAUAAACUAUGUCAGAGGUAAAUAAAGGGAGGGUUAUACUACAUCAAACAAGUAAUGGUACUGCGGUCUAACCUAACCAAAUCAGGUCAACAUUAGACACUUUUAUCUUCUGCAUCACGUCCCUCUAUCAGUAUAUAUCAGCUGCCAGAGUGCUCAUUGAUUGGAAAAGGGGCGGAUGUGGGUUUGGCCAUAUUUGCCUACAGCUGAGUUUUUAUUGGAAAGGCCUCUCAUUACAUCAGAGCAUAAUCUCAGAUCACCACCGAGUGGACAGUGAGUGCAGAGGACGAGCUGACCUGUUACAUAUGUGAGGAAGAAAAAGUGAUUCAAUAUGACGCCUGAUGGAACCCGCAGCCAGGACAGGAAGAGGCCGGUGCAGAAAUACAAUAGAGUGGAUGUUUGGGGUCAGAAAGUGCCUGAAAAACACCCAAAGAUGGUCUCAACCCACCAUGAAAACAAACUCUGAACUUUUUAAAACUUGAUCCGUUUGGUUUUGAGAAAGUGUGUCCUGAUUGGGUAGUUUUUGCGCUGACCCACUCUUCCAGGAGGAAACAUCAUGCCUAAGAGGACUUCCAGCAGCCUCUCCAAGGCAAUGAGUGGUGGCCGUAUGUGAGCAGCGACUCCAAAUCAUUUUCACUUUCAUGUGCUGAUUAUUACCUCUGUGUCUGUUUGAGUGUCUUCUUCACCAAAUGUGAAAUGUCUCCCCCCCUUUUCUUCCUGUCGGGUCCCUGCAGAAGCUGGAGGAGGAGAAAGGAAAGAAAGAAAAGGAGCGGCAGGAGAUCGAGAGGGAGAGGAGAGAGAGGGACAAGGAGCGGGAGCGCGAGAGGGAGCGCCGCGACCGCGAGAAGGAGAAGGAAAGGGAGAGGGAGAGAGACAAGGAGCGGGAGAGGGACAGAGACCGAGAACGGGAGAGAGACCGGGAGCGAGAGAGGACGAAGGAGCGGGAGAGGGAGCGGGAGAGGGAGAGAGACAGGAGUCGAGACGUCAGCGAAGACCGGAGCAGAUCCAGGUCAGUGAGGUUGAUGUCAAAGUUCACGGCUCAGUCUGACGGUACAAGAGAAACUUCAUCUUGCGCGUAAAUAAGAGUCAGGACUUUAGUAAGUAAAGGAGCUCUGUAAUGAGUGCAUAAUUUACAGUAAAUGACUGUAAUAGAAUGUGUGGGAGAAAGGUCCUUGUUUGUGCAAAUAUGAUGAAAUUAAACUGAUUCACUAAAACGCAGCUCUGACUGAAGCAAAACCAACCAGAUUUGACUGUGAGGGAAAUAAGUGUCCCUCUCUCUGUUUCUUACAUUAUUUUUCUUGUUUGUCAAAGUUUGAGAGAGUCCGAAGAGUCUAACACCAUUAACCCUUUGUGUCCUGCAGAGAGAGGACCAGGGAAGAGAAAAAACGAGACCGAGAAGAAGAUGAGGAGGACAUACAUGAACGAAGGAGACUGGAGAGGAGGCUCAGGGAUAAGGAGGCGGCGUACCAAGAGGUGUGUCUUUAAACCUCACUGAUUACUUUGAAUUUCAUCGAUUUGGAAGCUCACAGACUCAUCCGUGGUUUGGUGAUUUUCUAUGUUUUCAAAGCGCCUGAAAAACUGGGAAAUCCGGGAAAGAAAGAAAGGUCGAGACUACACUAAGGACACGGAGCGUGAGGAGGAAAGGCGUCGUGAAAUGGUUCGACUCUGCUGCGUACACCCUGUGGUUUUGGUUCCUCUUACUGUCAGAUGUUUCCAGAUGUUUUCAUGGAGAUUAAAGUGUUUUUGUGUUUAAAUUCAGAUGAAAGAAGCCAAAAGACUAAAAGAGUUUCUGGAGGAUUACGACGACGACAGGGACGACCCGAAAUACUACAGGUGAUCAUCUGAACGCUCAUUUUAAAGUGCGUCUCACACUCGUGAUGAAGUUUUGCGUAUUUCAUGACCUGAAGCCCGUCUCUCAUCCUCAGGGGCAGCGCUCUGCAAAAGCGACUCCGUGACCGAGAAAAGGAGACAGAACUGGACGAGCGAGACCGAAAGAGAGAGAAAGAGGAGCUGGAGGAGAUCAGACAGAGGCUCCUGGCUGAGGGUCACCCUGAUCCUGACGCUGAGCUGCAGAGGGUGGGUUCAACGCAGACCCAGGACCAGAGUCAUAUGAGAAAAAACCCUUUAUCUAUCUUGUGUCGACCAGGGUUUGAGCUCUACGAUUGUCCACUUUGUCUUUGUACAGAUGGAGGAGGAAGCGGAGCGCAGACGGCAGCCUCCUCUCAAACUGGAACACGAGGAGGAGGCGCCCCAGGAGAAGUCUCACAAGGACCGGGACAGAGAGAAGCGAGGGUCCGCGAAGCCCGCAGAGCCCAUCCCCCGAGGGCCCGCGCCGCGUUCCGAUGACGAUGAUGAAGCAGAAGGGGACAUGGACGACUACCGCGACGGAGAGGACUCUCAAGACGCCAAACCACAACUCAAACCCAUCAUGCGACCAAUCACUACAGCUCCCUCAGUGUCCUCCGCCAGUGGGAACGCCACUCCAAACACACCCGGCAACGAGUCUCCCUGUGGGAUCAUCAUCCCAGGCGAGAACACCCCUGAGGUCCAGCCUCCAGAGGAACACCGGCCCAAGAUCGGUCUCAGCCUCAAACUGGGUGAGUACAGAGACAAACUGAAAACGCGGCGUGAUCGAUCUCGUCCUAAAACAACGUUUCUGUCCUCCAGGUGCCACCAACAGUCCCAGCCAGCUCAACGUGGGGAAGCGGAAGAAGCUGGCGACCAUGGAGAGCGUUUUUAACAAGUUUGACGAGGAGGAGGCCGAUGAGCAGCCUCGCAAAAGGAAACUGGUGCCGCUGGACUACGGUGACGACGACAAGAGUCUGGGGCUGGACGGGGCUGAAAUUUCCGGGGGUAAAGGCAGCAUCAACUCAGAGGAGAAACACAAGCACAUAAAGAGCCUCAUCGAGAAGAUCCCCACGGCCAGACCUGAGCUCUUCUCCUACCCUCUGGACUGGGCCAUGGUGGACUCGGUAAGGAGAAGCUCUCUCUGUGUGACGUGCCGACAACAGUUUUUGAUUGUUUCAGAGAUCAUAACUUGACGAUUCUUGUCUUCACUCAUGAUGCUGCGAGAGGGUUAAAUCAUGUGGUUAAUUUGUGGUCUGUGUGUUUUUAGACUCUGAUGGAUCGCCGUAUCAGACCAUGGAUCAAUAAGAAGAUUAUAGAGUACAUCGGCGAGGAGGAGGCCACGCUGGUAGAUUUUGUCUGCUCCAAGGUUUGUGAUCGUUUCUCUCCGACAGCUGCAUUUAUCUAAAGUUGUUAUUUUCUGUGAUUUUUGUUUGCUGCUCCUUUCUAAUUUUACAUCUUUCCUCUUCAGGUGAUGGCACACAGCACUCCUCAGGGUAUUCUGGAUGAUGUUGCCAUGGUGAGUUGAUACUGACGCAACACUGAAAGUUCACACUGUAAAAUCAGAGUCAAAGCUAAGCAGUUGUGCUCAAAUUUGUCAAGAUUCCUCUCAAAUUCUGAAAGAAGAACGUCUCCUACGCUGCCUCUAAUCCUGAGAUCAUCUGUGUGUGUGUGUUUAGGUUCUGGAUGAAGAAGCAGAGGUCUUCAUCGUGAAAAUGUGGAGGCUGCUGAUCUAUGAAACAGAAGCAAAGAAGAUCGGACUGGUGAAAUAAAGACCUCGUGUCUCUCUGACUUCCUCAGCCCACGGUUCUGCUGCCUUCAGUUUUUCUGCUGCUGUCGCAGACUGUCAUCGUAUGUCCAUAAAUCCCUCCAUUCCAUCAGCAGGAGCGGCUGCCUUCAGUGUGUGUGUGUGUGUGUGUUCGGAGGGGAAAGUCUGAGCUGGGAACAGAACGGGUUUGCACAAACUUUCUGCAUGAUGAUGACUCGUUGGUUGUGUUUUUCUCCUUUUGUUAAGGCAAAACGACGGUUUCAUCCACGUCCUCUGAUAUGUUGGACACAUCAUGCUUUGAUUUACUGUCGUAAUGUUGAGGCACUGCUCCAUCGUGUGAACUAAUAAAUAUGCUUUUUUAUAAAACCGUUUCUUUCUGAAUGAAGUUUUCUACUUUACUCCACUUUUAAUUGCAUUUACACUUGAGGAACAGUUUGUCAUUCCUUACUUUGUUUUUGUAUUUUACAAAGAAAACGGUCAAAGUUUAAAUAUCUUAAAUUUUAAGAUUUACACAGAGGAUAGAGAAUAUCAUAGUUUCUUAAACUGAUUUUUCUGUGUAUUUGCCAUUAUUGUAACACAAAUAGUCUCCUAAAAUAAGAAAUAUACAGAGUUUAUUGGUUUGUGAGUUUGGAAGCUGUUCAGUUUCUCAUUUAGACAUAAAAGCACUUUUUUCCUUAGUAAAUAAUAUGGUGUAUGUGUAAUAUUUUAGAUUCUUAACAAAAAAAGCAACCUAUGCUCUCUUACCUAAUGAUUAGAGCUACAAAUUAAAUUCAAAUUCAACUUUAUUUGUAUGGCACUCAUCAGACAAAAAAUGUAGCUCAAAGUGCCUCACAGAGGCUAAAAACAAUUAAACAAGAAUAAAACCCGACCAUCCCACCCAUGGACCCACACAGACACUCACACACACAGAGUGAGAAUCUAAGAUAUAUUAUUUUAAUCUUAUAAAUUAAUCUACGAUAACCCGGUACCCAACUUAAUUCUACUAAACUGGGCAUUUAAAGGAGAUUUUAUGGUUUUAGAUUUAUAUUGAUGUGUCUUUGUGAGCUGCAAAAGUAAAUAAAACCACCAGUGAUAAGAUUUAUAAUUUCUUCGUUGUAAAGUUAAUCUAAUUUUUACUUUUCUUCUUCUUCUUGAUGCUGUUCAGUCUCGGUUUCUCUCUAAAUGCCCAACUUUGCUGUUUGUGUCUUACUAACCUUGUUGUUUACCUCUGCUGUUUUUUGUGCUUACCUGUUUUUUGUUAACUUAUGUUUUUUUUUUAUCUCUGCUGUUUUUUGUUGUUUUUUGUUUACCUCUUUUUUUGUUGUUUACCUCUGUUGUUUUUUGUUUACCUCUGUUGUUUUUUUUGUUUACCUCUGUUUUUUUCCUCUUGUUUUUUUGUUUUCCUCUGUUGUUUUUUGUUUACCUAUUGUUUUUUUUUGUUUACCUCUGUUGUUUUUUUGUUUACCUAUUGUUUUUUUUUGUUUACCUCUGUUUUUUUCCUCUUGUUUUUUUGUUUACCUUUGUUGUUGUUGUUUUUUGUAGCUCUGUUUGCUUGAUGUUUUCCUCUGUUUGUUUUUGUUUACCUCUUCUUUUUUUUAGUUUACCUCUGUUUAAUGUUUGUUUACUUUUUC